AAAGCACGCCACAUUCAAGCUAAAGGAAGGACGGCCAUGCAGAAUGCCAGCAAUUCGGCCCCCAACAACUCCAUCAUUCAGCCUGCAGGAUUUUACAUUGUUGCCUUGAGUUCAGUGCCUUACAGUAACAUCUAUGUCAUGUUUCUCACUGUGCUCUACGUGAUCACAGUCAAAUGCAAUGUCUUUCUGAUCAUCAUCAUUUUCUAUGACCACCGACUGCAUGUCCCAAAGUUCAUGGCUGUUGGUAAUCUGGCUUUGGUUGAUCUUGUUCUCAGCACUUCUCUUGUGCCUGGCAUGAUAAAGACUUAUCUUGUACUUGACAAUUUUGUGCCAUUCAAACUGUGCCUUGUGCAAAUGUACACUUACUAUAGUUUUUUAUCCCUCGAGUCAUUUUCCAUAUGUAUUCUCUCUUAUGACAGAUUCAUUGCGAUCUGCUUGCCUUUAAGACAGGAAUCUAUAAACACAAACACCAGAAUGGCUUACAUAAUUGGUGCAGUUUGGUUCUUUGGUCUUACUACAGUAGUCUACGGCACUUCAUCCAUCCCAACCCUCUCAUUUUGUGGCUCUCUUAAGGUCAACAGCUAUUUUUGCGAUUAUACUCCUGUUUUAAGACUCGCUUGCAGCGAUACGACGCACCAAUGGAAUUUUGCCACUGUUUUAACUAUACUCUUCUCGUUUGCACCAAUGAUUUUCAUUUCCUUGACCUACAUUGGUAUAUUAAUUGCUGUAUUUAGAAUGAAAAAUAAUCAGAGCCGUUAUAAGGCGCUGGCCACUUGCACUGAACACCUCGUGUUAGUGGGCAUAUUCUUCAUCCCAAUUUUUAUUAUCUUCAAUAUUGGAUUUUCUGGCACUAUUAUAAACCCAAAUGUAAGAACGGUGUGCUUGUCUUUUUCGUCCCUCAUCACACCCUGUGUGAAUCCCAUCAUUUACUCAUUGAAAACUAAAGAGAUUCGAAGCAGGAUUCAUUCUUUGUUAACCCGCAGACUGUCUGUUCAUCCUUUGAAAAAUGCACAUUCAUGUAGAACAUAA
This is a messenger RNA of Rhinichthys klamathensis goyatoka, 1029 nucleotides long. Its product is annotated as olfactory receptor 10A2-like. Gene Ontology annotation, biological process: G protein-coupled receptor signaling pathway. Gene Ontology annotation, cellular component: membrane. The record is from RefSeq and is a predicted model, not a curated record. The transcript has a single exon. The coding region runs from base 37 to 1029 and encodes 330 amino acids. Gene Ontology annotation, molecular function: G protein-coupled receptor activity; olfactory receptor activity. Lineage: Eukaryota; Metazoa; Chordata; Actinopteri; Cypriniformes; Leuciscidae.